Molecule: messenger RNA, 2426 nt
Organism: Rhopalosiphum maidis (corn leaf aphid)
Lineage: Eukaryota; Metazoa; Arthropoda; Insecta; Hemiptera; Aphididae
Gene: SerRS
Product: serine--tRNA ligase, cytoplasmic
Exons: 1
Coding region: 93-1577 (494 amino acids)
Biological process (GO): seryl-tRNA aminoacylation
Cellular component (GO): cytosol
Molecular function (GO): ATP binding; serine-tRNA ligase activity; tRNA binding
Source: RefSeq, a predicted model, not a curated record
ACUGAUUAUUAUUAUUAUUUUUUGAAAGUCCGCAGACACGUCGUCCGCUUGUCGUUGUCUCUGUACAGCUCGUGUUACAACAGCGUGAAAAAAUGGUGCUCGACCUGGACUUGUUUCGGACAGAAAAGGGUGGCAACCCAGACCGGAUUCGCGAAAACCAAAAGAAACGUUUCAAAGACCCGAACUUGGUGGACCAAGUCGUCGACGCUGACGGCAAGUGGCGACAGCUGCGUUUCAAGGCGGACAAUCUAAACAAGUUGAAAAAUCUCUGCAGCAAAACCAUUGGUGAGAAGAUCAAAUCCAAGGAACCGCAGCCUGCCGAUGGUGGUGAUGUGGCGUCCGAUUUCAAUUUGGACACGAUCACUGUCGACGUUUUGAAACCGUUAUCGGUAGAACAAAUCAAAAAAGUGCGCGUACUCAUCGACAAUGCGUUGAUCCAAAACGAUAAGGACCUGCUUGACGUAGAGAAAACAAGGAACGAUUCGUUCAAAGAAAUCAGUAAUUUUUUGCACGAAUCGGUCCCGAUAAGCAAUGACGAAGAAGAAAACGCUGUUGUUGCCACUGUCGGUGAUUGUACGGUAAAGAAGAAGUAUUCUCACAUAGACCUAAUUCACAUGAUUGACGGUGUGGAUGCUGAGGCAGGAACUACCGUAUCAGGCACCCGAGGAUAUUAUCUCAAAGGUCCAGCUGUGUUUUUACAAACCGCACUUGUACAAGAAGCCUUACGGCGAUGGGAUGACAAGGGAUACAAACCGUUGUAUACACCAUUUUUCAUGCGAAAAGAAAUUAUGCAAGAAGUUGCUCAACUAGCGCAGUUUGAUGAAGAAUUAUACAAGGUAAUUGGUAAAGGUAGUGAAAAAGUUGGUGACCAUAAUUUAGAUGAAAAAUAUUUGAUAGCAACUUCUGAACAACCCAUAGCAGCACUUCAUCGUGACCAAUGGAUACCUGAAGCUAGUUUCCCUAUUCGCUAUCUUGGAGUAUCAACAUGUUUCCGACAAGAAGUCGGAUCUCAUGGAAGGGACACAAGGGGAAUAUUCAGAGUACAUCAAUUUGAAAAAGUUGAACAAUUUGUUUUAACAUCUCCUUUUGAUAAUCAAUCUUGGAUUUUAUUUGAUGAAAUGAUUAAUAAUUCAAGACAGUUUUAUGAUGAUCUAGGUAUUGCUUACAGAGUUGUUAACAUUGUGUCAGGUGCAUUGAAUCAUGCUGCAGCCAAGAAACUCGACUUGGAAGCAUGGUUCCCUGGGUCUGGAGCAUACAGAGAAUUGGUAUCUUGCAGUAACUGUUUAGACUAUCAAUCAAGAAGAUUACUUGUGCGAUAUGGUCAAACAAAAAAAAUGAAUGAAAAAGUCGAUUAUGUGCAUAUGUUAAAUGCUACUGCAUGUGCUACAACCAGAGUGAUUUGUGCUAUUUUGGAAACUUAUCAGACCGAAACAGGAAUCAAAGUGCCAGAAAUAUUGAAAAAAUACUUGCCAACCAGAUAUCAAGAUGAGAUACCAUUUGUGAAGUCUGCCCCCAUCGACGAAGAAGAUACUAAGAAACAAAAAAAGCAGAAAGAAGGAAUGAAAAAUAAAAAAUAAUACAUUUUAAUAUUUAUAGAUAUAAUUUUUUUUUUUAUUGUUCAAUUUUCCAUUAAAAAAAAUGUUUAAUUUUACUUAAAUGAGUAAAUAAAUAAACAUGUUAUGAACAACAUAAAUUAUCUUAUUUAAUGAAUAUUUCUGAUACUAAGCAAAAAUGUUGAUGUAGGUAAUGCUUAAAAAUGUUUAAUUUAAUAUUAUACUUUUUACCUUUUUAUUUGAGCUUUGUAUUCGGUAUAAGAAUUAGAUAAGAGUGGAAUUUAAUUAAAAGAUCUUAAAUUAAUAAAGUAAUUUAUUAACAAUUUCAUUACUCUAUCUCAGUAUGUGAUUGUUAAUAUAUUAUUGCUUGUAAUACGCAAUGAUAUUUUAAUUAAAAAUAAUUUUGUACACAUUAAUUAUGAUUCUGUUUUUUUUAUUAAUCGUGAAUUAUUAUAUUGAUAGAUUAUAAAUGUAAUUUAACAUCAAUAUUAUUCAUAGGUUUCUCUUACAGUUAAUUUAAUGUAUAUGUAUUACGGAGUAUGGGAAAAUACUGGCACAUUAUAGUUAUUAUUGAAAAUAGUAUUAUAUUUUUAAUAUUAAACCUAAAUAAUAUGCUUUAUAGGAUAUAUUUUAAGCUGACUUGAAUACUAGAUACAUUGUAUGAUUCAAAAACAACAAUUUAAGCUUCCAUGUGAGAAUUUGUAGAAAUGUAAAUUAAAUUCAAGUAAGUAUUUCCAUAUGUCUUCAUUUAAGUCCCACUUUUAACAGUGAUGUUUGAUAGAUAUUAUUAAUGUUAUACAAUAUAUACAUACUUUGUGAUUCCUGCAUUACUCAAGUACCUAUGUUACUACAAUUUAUUGUGAAUCAUUAAAA